This is a messenger RNA of Myxocyprinus asiaticus (Chinese sucker), 3197 nucleotides long. RefSeq names its product protein ABHD14A-like. Bases 161 to 967 code for a protein of 268 amino acids. The transcript is spliced from 5 exons. The record is from RefSeq and is a predicted model, not a curated record. Gene Ontology annotation, cellular component: cytoplasm. NCBI's taxonomy places the organism in Eukaryota, Metazoa, Chordata, Actinopteri, Cypriniformes, Catostomidae.
AACCAUCGUACGCGUUCUUCUGUUUCCGCACGGAACUAUUAUUGUGAGUGACGCAUCAAGGCAGCGCUGCUAUCACUACAUGCGAAUUAUGAGCAAUCAAAAACUUUCAAACAAUCAUCAUUUAUUGGAUAUUUCUUUUAUUUUUGGUUCUUGUUAGAUCAUGAAUUUCUUCCGCAACCGUUUGGUGGUUUUGGGGCUGGUUUUACUGGCCACAGUCCUGCUGUAUCUGCUGCUACCCGCCAUGCGGCAGGGGAGUAUGGAGCCGUCAUUGGAGGUACAGCAGCGGAUGGGUUUGAGCGCCGCUUCUCCGCCUCCACCGCCGCCAUCGAGCACCAACAUCACGGUGAGGACCGGACAGCUGCCCGGAGACCCGCCGCUCUUCUUCAGGGAGGCUCUGCCUGUGGACAGCACUGGGAGACAGAUACUUCCCAGGCUUCAGAUGGUGCUGCUUCAUGGCCAGGCCUUCACCUCAAAAACCUGGGAGGAACUGGGCACCCUCGGCCUGCUGGCCACCAACGGGUAUCAAGCCCUGGCACUCGACCUACCUGGUUUCGGGAACUCUCCAGACUCUGAGUCGGUAAAGUCGGAUCAGAGCCGUGUGGAUCUUCUGAAGCGGUUUUUGGAAGCUCUGGGUGUCAGAGCUCCAGUGUUGCUGAGCCCGUCGAUGAGUGGUCAUUACGCCAUGCCGUUCCUGCAGAGACACAGUGCACAGCUGCAUGGCUUUGUGCCUAUCGCCCCUGUGGGCACGCGCGCAAUCACCCCACAGCAGUAUCGGGACAUACAGACUCCAACGCUGAUCGUAUAUGGUGAGUUGGACACCAAUCUGGGUGCUCAGUCCCAUAAGAACCUGAUUCAGCUGCCUCAUCACACCGUGGUGAAGCUGGAGGGAGCUCGACAUGCCUGCUACAUGGACAAACCCCACGAGUUCCACCGCGCCCUGCUCGACUUCCUCAGCAAACUCGACUGAGUGAUGGAGCAAGAGUGAAAGGAUACAUAGAAUGUGUGCAAAAGACUUUGAAAAAGAAAGAGAGAAAAUAAAUUGAUUAGAAAACAAAAACAGAACAUUUGCAUAGCUGAAGUAUAAAAUCAGACCUGAACUCUGUAGCCACAACACCUUUUCUAUUUUAUGGAGAUUGGUCAAACAUUCUAUUAGCCAUCCACAUCAACUCACCAGUAUUGUUUCACUUAGUGUACCGUCAAGUUAAACAUUACAAUUACAGUUUAUAACAAACAAAACCUUAGCAGUCUUACAGAGGGUUGUUCCUGUAACAUUGUUGCCAUGGUUUCCUGUCUGAGGGUUGUUCCUGUUACACAGUUGCCAUGGUUUCCUGUCUGAGGGUUGUUCCUGUAACAUGGUUGACAAUGUUUCCUCUCUGACGGAUGUCCCUGUAACACGGUUGCCAUGGUUUCCUGUUUGAGGGUUGUCCUUGUAACUUUGGUGCCAUGGUUUCCUAUUGGAAGAUUUUUUUCCUAUGAUGGUGUUUCCAUGGUUUCCGGUCUGAGGGUUUUUCCAUAAAGCUGUUGCCAUGGUUUCUGGUUUAAAGGUUUUUUUCUGUAAUGGUGUCGCCAUGGUUUCCGGUCUAAAGGUUGUUCCUGUAAUGGGGUUGCCAUGGUUUCCAAUCUGAGGGUUGUUUCUGUAACACAAUGUUUCCAUAGUUUUAUAUCUGAGCGUUGUUCCAUAAUGCUGUUGCUGUGGUUUCUGGGCUGAAGGUUGUUCCUGUAAUGGUGUUGCCAUGGUUUCAGGUCCAAAGGUUUUUGCUGUAAUGGUGUUGCCAUGGUUUCCGGUCUGAGGGUUUUUCCGUUAAAGUGUUGCCAUGGUGUCCGGUCUGAAGGUUGUUCCUGUAAUACAGUGUUUCCAUGGUUUUAUAUCUAAAGAGUUGUUUCUGUUGUUGCCAUGGUUUACAGUAUGAGGGUUGUUCUGUUAUGCUGUUGCCAUGGUUUCUGGUCUAAAGGUUUUUGCUGUAAUGAUAUUGCCAUGUAGGGCUGGGCAUGUAUCAAAUAUUUAUUGUCUUAUCUUGAUUUUGCUAGCGAUACAAAAUAAACCAGUAUCACAGAUAUUGCAAUGAUUUUAAUGCGCUUUUUAUUUGGGCAUUAUGUUUCCUAAAGAGCGCAUCAGACUAAUUUAGAAUAAUAAACUUGACUGGAAAUUAAUAAAUAAAAUUCAACAAGGUUCACAAGUGAGUUAAGUUGUAUUUUUGGCACACCCUGUUCAUUCCCAAAAAAAUGUUUUUGUAGUUAGUAGGUUAGUAAGUAGGUUAAUAUAGCUUUUUUUUUUUUUUUUUUUUUUUUUUUUGUAUUGGUGAAUAUAUAAAUUAUAUGUAUUAUAUUAUAAAAAUACUAUUCCUUCUUGUGUUGAUUUACUGAAAAACUGUGGAAACAUCAAGACUUCAUUAUCUUUAACUAGAUUUUUAUUUAAUUAAACAUUUUGAAUCUACUUGGCUACAAUGGCAGUGUAAUUGAAAUGAUGGCUCCUCUGAUUUAAAAUGACUUUUGUAUCAUUUCUGAGCAAAUACACAAGUAUCGAGAUAUAUAGACAAUAUAGAGAAUGUCGUCAAUAGGCUGAUGAAUAAUUUUUGAAGCCAUAUGGCCCAGCCCUGUGGCUAUGGUUUCCUAUCUGAGGGUUGUUUCUGUAACACACUGUUGCCAUAAAAUAUAUUGCAGUCACUUAACGGCCAAAAUAAAAUCAUGGCUAUUACAACCCCCUUUUAUAUAUGUAACUGGAGUCUCCAAUGCUACAGGAAAAUCUCAGAGACUGUUGGAAAAUGGCACUCUUUUUAACGUAAAGUUUCAUCUUACUGUGUUUGAGAGAAGUUCUGAGUUUUCACAACAGCAGCUGGCACAUACUGUAUUUACCAUCAAAUGUAGCAUGUGUAUAAGUUGCUGACUCGGUUUUUGGUUUUAGCAGCUCAAACAUGGUAACAAAUUGUAGUUUUGGACGCCUCUCAUGGCUGUAGAUUCAGUUUGUCACUGUAAAAAUGGUCUGCAGACUUAGACAGUAGAUUAUUUCUCACAAAAAAUGGAGAAAUUCCUGAGAUUACAGAAAAUAAAAUGAAAAAGUGUUCCGGAUAUUAUCAAAUUACUUAGGAAUUCACCUGUAUUAUUAUUAAAACGAGACCUGAAAAUGUUGGUGCCUCCCCCUUGCCCCGGCCAUAAUUACAUAUUUAUUAUUUAUUGCAUUAAAGCUUUUACAUGACAAA